AUGGACCGUCGUAGUGUUAUAAAACAAAGUUUUAAAUAUUAUUCAAACAUAAUAAUAUCAGCUUUAAUAGAUGAACUGGAAACCGAAUUAAGUAAAAAACAAAAACGAAUAUGGACGAGGAAAUGGCUCCUUCGAAGAGAUACACAUGGUAAUUCGGUUGGAUUAAUAAGAGAACUUGCAAUUGAAGAUAAAUCAGAGUAUAAAAGUUUUAUGAGGAUGACACCAGAGCAGUUCGAAUUUUUGUUACAAGAAAUAUCUCCUAAAAUAAAACGUGAAGAUACGAUUAUGAGACCUGCGAUACCUGCAAAAAUAAAAUUGGAGCUUACCUUAUCACUUUUAGCUACCGGAAACAGUUAUCGUAGUUUAUCUCACUUUUUUCUGGUUUCAAAAGCAGCAAUAAGUAUUUUCGUUCCUGAAGUUUUAGACGCUGUGUUCGAGGCUUUAAAGGAUUAUAUAAAAGUAAGUUGA
Messenger RNA from Metopolophium dirhodum (rose-grain aphid), 468 nucleotides. RefSeq lists its product as uncharacterized. The record is from RefSeq and is a predicted model, not a curated record. NCBI's taxonomy places the organism in Eukaryota, Metazoa, Arthropoda, Insecta, Hemiptera, Aphididae. The coding region runs from base 1 to 468 and encodes 155 amino acids. The transcript has a single exon.